Molecule: messenger RNA, 979 nt
Organism: Daktulosphaira vitifoliae (grape phylloxera)
Lineage: Eukaryota; Metazoa; Arthropoda; Insecta; Hemiptera; Phylloxeridae
Exons: 2
Coding region: 117-920 (267 amino acids)
Source: RefSeq, a predicted model, not a curated record
AUNAACAAUAUGUUAGAUAUAACAGUGACGACCAAGAAAAUGAUGUUUUAGACAUUGUUCGAUAUGCUCCGUUAAAACUAAAGAAUAAUAAUAAUCAACAAAUAAAAUUGUCCGAUAUGUUUCGUUUUAACAAAUUUGACUUUGACUUUCAAAAUAUACAAGUAUUCAAAAAUUUGUUAUACUUAGCAACAGUUCGACCAAUUAUGUUGAUCAUACGUUUUUAUUUUUUUUUAGUUCAAAAUUUUGUUUCAAUUUUUAAAUUUCAAGUUAGCGAAUUAAAAACUGUUAUGAAAGAUAAAAUCAUUGAACUGGGUCAACAAAUUAUUAAAGCUAUGAAAUCAUUUAUGGAUUUAGACUUGUAUGAUAAAAUUUUAAAAAAAAGCUUGAGCUGUAUGUUUAUUAAGACAUAUGAAGUUAUUUCAUCAUUCAAAGAACGUAAUGAUUUGGUUACAAAUAAUGAAACGCAAAAUAUAUCAAAAAUGUAUUGUUCAUAUUUGAAAAGAUUUUUUUCAAAUAAUAACUUUGGUGAAAAUAUAAAUGUCACAGUGUUCAAUAUUAGUAGUAUACAUAAUAUAGCUACUGAGGAAUUAAAUAAAGUUACAUUAUACGUAUCAAAAUUAAAAAAAUAUCGAUAUUGUUUUGAAAUAGCAAAUAAAUUUAUUAUUAAUUCAUUUUUAGAUUGGCGAGAAUUUAAUAAAAUUAUAAAACGAAAUAUUCCUUACAAACUAAUAGGAAAUCAUGAAGACAUAUCUCGUUCACCUUUUUUUCCUGGUAUUAAUACAAGUGAUAUAAAAAAACAUAGUCAUAGUCCAAGUGAUGAAAAUGAUGAGAUGUAUAAAGAUGAUGAUAAGGAUUUUGAUGUGAAAGUUCAGAAAUAUUAUACUCCUAAAUAUCUAGUUGAUUAUUUACUUUAUGAGUAAUUUUUAUAAUUUAUUUUCUUUAAAGGUGAUUUAAGGAUUAAAUCAAUAGUACAUAGUAC